Klebsormidium nitens is the source of this 5613-nucleotide messenger RNA. The record is from the annotation of a GenBank genome assembly. NCBI's taxonomy places the organism in Eukaryota, Viridiplantae, Streptophyta, Klebsormidiophyceae, Klebsormidiales, Klebsormidiaceae.
AUGGCAGCUUCGAAGGAAGCGAGGCAGGAGUGCAGCUUUGAGAUCGGGGAUGUGAUUGAGCACAGAAGCUCCGUGGUUGGGAUCAGAGGAGCGUGGUUCCUAUCAAAGAUUAUGGACGUUUCGCGUGGUGAGACAGCAGCAUCGAGAUAUCUGCACGUGCAUUACUUGGACUUCAAUGACGAAAUGCACACCGUCCGCUUGUACGAUUCCGUUCCGUCCCAGCCCGACAAGCGGAGCGACAGGGCGCUCAUGGCGCGGCCGGAUCCGCCCCACCACUACGUCGUCGCUCGGGGAACUUCCACAAGUCAGCCCCCAAGACAAGGGGGCCCCAAGCUCUACUUCCACCGGACUCGAAAGUUUGCUGUGGGUGACGCUGUGGAUGCGAUGUACACCAACUGCUGGUGGGAGGGCCACAUCAAGAGCAUCUCCGGAAACGACGUCACAGUGGCCUUCGCGAAGCCUCCCAGGGGCGAGGGUGACGUCCAGAUAAUCCACAACCGCAGUCUCCGGCCCACGCUGGAUUGGAACAACGACACGUGGACGAUCGCGCCCGGGAAAGCCGCGCUGCCUCUCAUCGGCGUCUUCGAAGAUGCCAGCGGCCGCGUUAUCGUUGACAACUCGCUGGAGGGGCAGCCGGAACCGCCGGAACCGGGGGCGCAGCAACAACUUGAAGCGGGUCUGCUGAGCCCAAAACCGUCCCGCUCCCCUUUGCCAACCUCCCCCUCCGGCUCUAAAGCUGACGUGAGCAGCAGGGCCUCCUCCAAUCAGCGUGACGUCAGCAAGAAGAAUGCGCCGAGAAAACCCAAAACAACUCCCAAAACGGAGCCGAUACAUGAGGCGGACAGUGAUCCGGAAGAAGAGGGGGCGCAGAAGCGAGAGACAGAGCGAGAGGAGGGCCUGUUUCCGAAUAUGACGGACGAUGACGUCAUCAAGGGCUUCGAGACGUUGCUCGGUUCGGUCCCCCGGGCGACCCACCCGGGCGUGCAGCGGCUGGGGCUACGGGGCUUCUUCAAGCAGAAGGUCGCCGAGAUGCACGCCGGGGAGCUGUUCCCGGCGCAUCCGCCGGCGGCCGAAACGGCGGGCGCGCGCGCGCGAGAAACGAAGAACGAGAGCGGGGAGUCGUUGGCGAGCUCGAAUCUGUCCGAGGAAGGAAAACUACGCGGUACUUUGCCGGUGGCUCCGGCAGAGCGGGUGGAACCGGGGGAAGCAGAGCUAGACCUUGGGAGGGAAUUGAAAGACCUUAAGGGUUCUGAGAAGGGAGACGAAGGGGAAGAAGUGAAAGGGACGGAGGAGAAGCAAAAAGAGGUAGAGGGUAAACAAGAACGGGAAGCCGUUCAGCCGCAUGCUGGAGAGAAGCGGGGAAGAGGGAGGCCCAAGCUAACGGAGGAAGCGAGGGCGAAGAAGAGGCUCGGCGGACCGGCGGAUUCCGUUGGUGCGACGCUGGGCGUCUCUCACGGCAACGGGGGUCCCAAGCGACGGAAUCUGGAGAGGGGGAAAGCGGAGGCGGGGGUGUUCCUGAGCGCGCUGCUCGCGCGCUGGGAGGGUGUUCACAUUGACGAGGCUCGGCUGGUUUUCAGUGAGCUCAACGAGUGGGCGCCCUCGGAGAGUACAAUCAAGGGGAUCCACGGGGGGGAGAUCAAAGACUGGUACCGGGCCAAGGUCGAGCGGAUGCGUGCGAGCGGCACGCGCUUCGUACGGAUUGUCUCGCAGACGACUAAACAACUGAGGUAUGCCUGGCAGCCCUGGGGCGACGCGCGCUUCCCCGAAACCCUCAAACCCUCGGUGCACCCGAAAGCGGAGAUGACGUCAGCGAAAGGCGCGGUGCAUGAAGGGGGGCGAGAGGACGCGCCCGGGAACGAGGGGGCAGCGGACGGUGACGUCACGAGGGAAAGUCUGGUGGCGGAGCGAAAAGGGGAAGACACGAGGGGCGGGGGGAGCGGUUUGGGGGCCCCGGGAGCAGAAGCCGUGACGUCAGCAGCUGACGGAGAGGGUGGAGAACAGGUCAAGGAGGGAGAGUCUGAAGAAACCGCCGAGGAGAGUCCUCCACGUGGCGACGUCCGAGACGCCACGGCUGAAAGCGAAGGAAGAACGGAGAGAAAGGGGAAGUCGGAAACCGAAGACGCUGAAGAGGGCCUGAUGUUGGAGUCAGCAGAAGCUCCCCAGGUUGGGGAGGCAACCGCGAAAGAGGAAGUACCGGAACGAGAAGCGAAGGAAACGGGAAGGAAAAAACACGGCGACAACGCAGCUUUUGAAGACAACGCAACAGCUAAAGGGGAGGAAAUACUAGCAGGGAAAGAAACCGCAGGAGGAGGAGGAACUGUGGACGGGUGCCCGAACUUGGCCGCAGGCGAUGGUGCAGGAGUAGCAGAGGUGAAAGGGAACGUUGAGGGGAUCGGAACUUUUGGAAAGGCGGACGCCUCUGGGGAAGGGAGUGCAGAUAGCAAGGGUUCGGGGGACGGUGAAAGAGCGGCUGAGGGGAACGGAGCCGCCGAGAUGAAGGGAAGUGCAGAAGAAAGCAGAUCUGCCGGAUCCUUUGAGGACGUAGGAGGCAUGAAGAGUGCCGAGCGGGACGGAACGCCUGAGACCGGAAGCGUCGGUCAGAAGGCCAAGAAACGGCAGAAGAAGAAAGAGCCCGUCGUAAUUCCCAUGAACGUGCUCGACUUCUUCUUGGACGAUACGGAGGAAGAGGUGCCCUUGAUUGAGGAGCAGAAUGAACGGAAUCCCGGAAGCGGAAGGGAACCGGAACGAUUUUCGGAUGUGCUAGAGGGGCAGACGGAGCGAGACUUGGCUCAGGGUUCGCUUGCAGAAACGUCAGCGGAUGGAACGGUGACAUCGGCAGAGGAGGCGGAGGCGAUCAUUCGCCCGCUGCUCGCGCGCUGGAGCCGUGCCGACCUGGACGAGAUAUUUAACAUUUUCAAGAAGUUGAACGGAUUCGUUCCGCACCGGAACGGGAACGGAGCCAAGCGGCAGGGCACCAAGAGCUGGUUCGAGGGCCUGUUCCGGCGGAUGCUUGAGACCGGAAAGCGGUACGUGGAGCGGAAGAAGCUGGGUGAAAAGAAAGCCGUGAACCUGCAGAUGCGGCCUUGGCCAACAAAGCGCCACGUGGCAUUUGGAGAGGGCCACGUGGGUGCUGCCGGGGAUGUUCAAGCUGAGGAUCGAAUUGCGGGGAUGGAGAAUGCGGAAGUUUUGGAACGUGGAGAAGCUGAAGACUCUGGAACCUCCGGUGCGGUAAUCGAGAGGGGAGAAGGGAAACGCCGGCUAAAGAAACGGCGUUUCGGCCGCGAGUUUGUGUCGGAGAAGCUGGGGGAGCGGAAGAUGAAGAGCAGAAAGCUCGAAAACGGGGCUUUUGUAAAGCCGGCAGAUGAAUCUGAAGGAAAGGAGAGCACACCGCAAGAAAGCAAGUCGGUGCGAGCGAUGCGCGAGCGUUUGGAGGAGAAGAUCCGGAGGUGCGGCCAGGAGGGCCUAGCGGCUGAGGCAACGGAACGGCCGGAAUCCGCCGGAGCUGGUGGCGGAAGAGGAGCGAAGAAGCGGGCUGCUGAGGAGGCCGGAGUCUACUUUGAGGAGGAACGGAAGGGCGGAACGGGGCCGACCGAACGGGGUGGCUUGGGGAGCGCCAGGGACUUCGGCUUCACGAGGAAAACGAGCGAAACGGAACGGAUGGAACAGAAGUUGUGGGAGGGAAGCGGAAAUGCGGAACGGAAGAGCGGAAAGCGCCGCAAGGAUUCAGAAACUCCACGGAAGGGAGGAGCAACGAAAGGAGCUACUCUACCGGCUACUUGCCGGCGCCCACCUCGAGGCCAGACGGGGUCGAAUUCGAAAGCCCGAGCGAAAUUGACUUUCUGCAUACUGGAUCCGCAGGACUCCGCUGCGACGAGCCGGUUCCGGUCGAAGAAUCCGCUGGGUUUGGCGCAGCGGAACGCACGGCCGCGAAAGACGCCAGCCCUGCUGCGAACGGUACGGAAAAGCCGAGGAAAAGCGGUGUGGAAAUUCCUGGGGAAGGAGUUUCGGAGGAACCGGGGGCAGGUUCUGCUAAGGCUCCUGCCGAAAAAGUCGGAAUACGUGGGAACGGCUCUUUGGGCUGGCCAGGAUAAACGGAAAGUGCUUGGAUCUGCACAAGGUGAAGACGCGAUGGAGGAGACGGGAAAGCUUGAGGCGGAAUUGGCGCCGGAAGCGGAGCGGAAGAAAAUGUCGGAAGCGGAAGCGGAACUAGCGAAGGGGGAGGAACGGAAGGUAGAGCCGGGUCCGGCGGUCGGAACGUCAGAAAAGGAACUGGGGGCCGGCAGCUGUGCAGCAACGAGCUCUGAUAAGCUCACCAAGUCACCGGAUUCCGGCGGAAAGGGCCGGAACGCGACCAGUGCGGAUAGGGAGGGCGGUCCUCUGGGCGGAGCGGGAAUGCAGAGGAGGACCAACAGCGGAGGCGAGAAGGUGUUGCUCGGAAAGGGAGGAGCAAAGAAACGGAAGGAUGAGGUCAGCGGGUACGUCAGGGACGAUGCAAAGGGGUUUGAGAGAGCAGGGGAAACGGGCCUCGAGGAUGACGUCAGCAAAAGCGAACAAAGUAAGAAGGAAUCGCGUGAAGACGGAGAGGGGCAGCAGUACGAGGAGAACCUUUCGAUUGACGCGGGGCGCGGUAAAGAGUCGUGUGAAGGGGCGAACGCGGAGGCUCCGUCAGAGGCAAAAGGAACGAAAGAGGCUGGCGAAAAGACGGAAAGCCGCAAGGCAGGACUCCUUAACGAAGUUUUGCGACGCGACAUUGAAGAGCUUCGUAGAGCGGCGAUGGAGAUGUGGGGUGAGGACGGGAGCAGAAAGAGCACGGUUCACGACAGGAUAGCGGAAUACGAAGCGACGUUGGAGGGAACACUGUGCGAGGCAAGCGAGAAGCGAGAUGUAAGGGAAACGAAAAUUUUGAGAAAAAAGGUUUCGGUAGAGGGGCAGGAUGAGGGGGAGGAGUUGAACGAUGUCGUCAGCCGUUUCAUUAGGGGCGGUGCUAAGUUGCUUGGAGAUGCGGGGGAAAGGGGCCUCGAGGAUGACGUCAGAAGGAGUAACGAGAUUGGGAAGCUUUCGCUCGAAGCUGAAAAGGGGCAACAGAUCGUGGACGACGUCACCAUUUGCGCAGGGGGCGGGAAGGAGUCGAUGGGGGGAGGUAGUCCGGGGGUUCGAGCGGAGGCGAAGACGACUCAUAAGGCUUGCGAAAAGGCGAAGCGUGGCAAUCAGGCGAACUCUUGCGACCUGAUGACUGUCGAGAUUGAGGACCUUUUGAGAAUGAAAAAGGAGGAGAUCUUGAGGGAGAAGGACAGCAGAAAGGGCGCAGUUUGUGAGAGGGGAGAAGAGACGACUUUGGAGGGGAAGGCAGGCGAGAAGGGAGAUGUAAGGAGAACGGAAGGUGCAGGAGAGGGCGUGUCGGUAGUGGGGCAGGGUGACGGCGAGAAGCCAGAGGACACUUCGGCGGAGCCGGAACCGGAACCGGACACCGGAACUGAAGUGGAAGUCGUAAUGGAAGUCUCGGAAUCUGACGAAGCGGCGGUUGUCCGUGCGGCUCACCCGGAGAGCGACCAACGCAAGCGCGGCGCGGCCCAACUUUCUGCGGAGCGGCAGACUGUAUCGCCGCGGCUUUGA